Messenger RNA from Porites lobata, 5455 nucleotides. NCBI's taxonomy places the organism in Eukaryota, Metazoa, Cnidaria, Anthozoa, Scleractinia, Poritidae. The record is from the annotation of a GenBank genome assembly.
AUGGGUAUCUUAAAUGACAGGAACAGGAUAGAAUUCGAAACAGCGAAAACGCUAAUAGGUUUAUGUCUUUUAGUUUAUAGCUCAUCCUUACAGCCAAAUUAUGUUGAACACGAUUGCCUACAAGGGGUCUGGAAAAUGGAAUCAACUGUCCCUCAAAACGAAAUUUCUUCUGAUGAUGUUAUAUACACUUUUCAUGCCACUUUGCAUGCUGGGAUACAUGUUCACUCCCCCCAACCGACUGGGAAAGAAGAUGGAGACUCCCCUGUGCAAGCUCAUGAGCCAGGCGUCUUAUGUCCUGUGUUUCUUGUUUUUGCUGGCAAUGUCGGCCUUCCAAGAUAAAUAUGACUCGUUCUUGAGCUUGACACCACUAAGUGAGUUUCGAAUACAACUCUAUUAAAGCCACUUUGUCCUGCUAUUUGCUAUGUUUUUCAAAAGCUAAUUAUUUUUUUCGCUCCAACUGAACUCCAAAAAUAGCGGUCCAAUUUUUUUUUUCCGCUUAAGACUAGUCUAGUAUAUUUUGCAUUGAAACUGUUUCUUGUCGUCUGUUAUAACAGAUUAAAAGGAUGGACUUGGAAAAUUUCACCAAAAAAUAUUAUGGUUAGUGCUCCUCGGUGAACUGAUUUCUUCAUAACUCUGAAGAAACAUUUUGUGUAUGGGUCAAGGCACUAGUAAUGAAGUCAACUCCUGAGAAUUGAGCUAAAACAGCAAUUAAUCCUUGAGACAAAACCCCCUAAAAAUCUGUCUUAGCCUUUAAGCAAGCUUUUCGUUGGAGAAACGAAAAAUUCGUCAACCAAGGAACCAACGACUCUCGAGAUUUCUCAACAGAGAGCUUUUUCCUAUACGCGCUAAGGAAUCGUGCGCCGGAACACUGACGACUUCGUACAACUUCAUAGAGCCAAAUAUCCUCAAAUUCUUAUACUCUUCUCUCCUGUUGACAGUUAAUCACAUGGCGUCAUCUCAGUGAAGAAUGCCGAUCUAUAAAGGCGGAAACCAAACUUGGUUUGAAGAUAGGAGCUUCGCCGCUCGUUCGCGCGCGUUUUUGCGGCUUCGCCGCUCAGUAGUGCUCCUGACAAAACCGGCAUGCUACGCAGGCUUGAUGAAUAAUAGCUUAGUGUUUUCAAAGGGUUUGCAAUCCACCUCCUCUACAAAAUGCAAUAAUUGAAAAGGUAAACAAGUUUUAGUACUUGCUUAACCCCUCAUUUGCGGAAUGAAUUAAGAGAACUAAACGAGACAUAAUAGAACUAACCUCGAAUUAUCACUAAAUGUUCCAUAUUCCAAAACAAAUACGUUCUCUAACUUCCUUUGCGUUAGCUCUGAAAUGGGGUCGUUUCUGUUUAAAAAAACUACAGAACAUCAUUAGGGUCUAAUUUAGGCCAUCUCAGUUUGGCAAUCACUAUUGAUUUUAUUUGAACCCACGAGCGUGGAUGAGUCCAGAUUAGCUUGGAACAGUUCGUGAUAGAGUUACGUUCGUUUAAAUUAUGCUUAAUAAGUCAAGCAGGAAUAUUUAUUCAUUUACUUGAUUUAUUAUUUAUCUAUUUUUAUAGCUGUUAUUAUUGGUAUCUGGGUGGUUGGUAUAAUCGUCCAAGAAAUAAAGCAAGCCAUGUUUCAAGGCAUGUAACGAUAUCUCGGUGGGUGGUUGCACCUUGCGGUCAUACCCAUGAUUCUUAGCUACGUUCUUGCCGCUGUAUUAUGGAUCGUGGGCUACACCUCUUUAGCAAGAAAUUCUGGUGAUUGGACUGUGUCUCUUAGCAAGCUAGAGGAUGCCUCUUCAAUGGGCCCGUAUCAUCUCUUGCUGCUAUCAAGCAGUUUCUACGCAUUUGCAGUGCUUCUAACAUUCUUUGAAGCCUCGCAUCUUCUCCAAGUUGACUCUACUUUGGGGCCGCUGCACCUGUCCCUUAUGAUGAUGACCAAGGAUAUUGUCAGAUUUUUCGCGCUCUUUGCCCUGAAUUUUUGCGCGUUUGUUCUUGCCAUGUGGAAACUGUACUCUCAGUACGUGCAGACUUCGGCACAAGUUGCCAAGAGCAGGAACGACACUAUCACAUCCCACCCUUUUGAAAGGUAGGAAACAGAGACAAUGUACAUCUAAUUCCAAAAUAAUGGCAAUAUAACCUUUCCCACGCUCCUGCCUUUCCUUUUUUGGUAUGUUAAUUAACACUGUUUGUCUCGAUUACUUCUGCCGAAUAACGUUUCUCCUUAAACUUUACACUGAUGGCCACUUAUCAUAAGAUAAAUAAAAAAAGAUGCUUUCAUUUUUAUUGAUUUUCAAUAUUAAUCAAUUAACUGUUAUUGAUUUUUAUUGACUAUUAUUGAUGUUAUUGAUUAUUGAUUGUGCUUGAAUGGUAUCGCCGAGAACAAACGCAUCGGCGUUGAAAUCCCUGCAAUGUUUACGUUUCAUCACAGGAAAGAGUCAAAGAUACCGAAACUAAGAGAACUAUUGAAUGGCAAGGAGGGUAGAGAAGAUAAAGAGGCUUAGAACACAGUAUCAUUUUCGUAUAUCAUUGUACAAAGCUGUUGACAAAAACUUUAGAGAUUACUCGAUUGAUGUAAUGUUACUGUAUUUUAGUUUUGCUUAAAUUGUUCCUGUGUACUGAUAAUAUCGUUAUAUCGGGAAGGUUUUGCGUUCGUUCCGCUGAAUUCUAAUUAAAUCGGGAAUAUCGUUGUAUCGGGGUUCUGUUUCAUGCAUUUUACUGUAACUCUUGCGGGAACAAACGUUAUUAACCUGGAACAUCGUUAUAUCGAGGAUCGUUAAAUCGCGGUUCCACUGUCAUGUGAACUAACAGACAGUUUGUACGUGUUCUUUUAACAGAAUCGAGGGAACCGUGGACACAUUGUUUUGGGCAUUGUUCAGACAUGUCGAAUUUUCUGCUUUUAAAACGGACGAGAACUCAGAGAUUACCAUGGUUACAGGACAGAUUUUGUUCGCAGUAUACAGCCUCGCUUCCAUACUGGUUGUACUAAACCUACUGAUCGCUAUGCUCAAUAACUCAUACAAGAAGGUUGAUGUAAGUGCAAUGUUGUGUCUACACAAAUCGGUUUAUAAUACAAUUGUAAAACGCAUACAAACUAACGUGACAACGGCUGGGUCACACGAGAACAGUAUAAUUGAUACUGCGCCAACAUCCCUUUCUACCAAAAGAGGAUAAAGGGGACAGAGAAGGCAUCCCCCAUACACACCCUAUCCCAUAGGUAAUUCGUCUAGAGUUAUUUUUAGUAUCGGGAUAAAGUUACCUCGCGCGCUGCGUGGAUGUUUCGCGGAGGUUUCGCACGACUAAACACCGUGCAAAACAUGUCGGGCGAAAGGCAAUGACAGCGUAAAGAGAUCGAGAGCAUUUCUGAAUAUUGAAGCGAAAUGAGUCGGCGCUCAUCUGGGAAAAGGGAAUCGCUGCACUCUUUGACAACCCGUGAAAUCAGUUUAACUCGAAGUUGUCGUAACCUCAGUGCUUUAAUAAAAUGAGAAAUUUCGCCGGUCUAUUGAAACCGGUCGUUUGUAUAAUAAAGCAAGUAGGACGCCAAAUGUUAUUUUCGUUAAAUAAUAAAAGACUAAUAAAAGAAUAAAUAUCAAACCAGAAAUUGUUCUCUUCAAACUGUAAAUUAUAAAUGAUCCCGAGACAAUAUUCAGUGUGUUAAGGAUUUCCCUGCUGUACUGUUAGCUCUAUACAAGAGAGGAAGAGCGAUUCUUUUUUAAUUUCCGUUUCGCUGACACAGCUUUAGAAGAAAUCUCUCUUUAGUCGUUUUCUUCGACAAAACAAAUAGCAAUAUCGCUCUCCGCGUCUUCCGCCAUUUUUUUCUGCGUCAAUUCGCGAAGGACGCGUGGCUCUGAGCGCGGGUCAUCCACGCGGAACACAUUCGCGCUAUGUGAUUGGCUAGAACAACGUGAUUGGCUGUUGUGAUUGGCUGUUGUCUAAUCCCCCCUUGAGAUCUAUGGUCUUAAAAAUAACUAGACACGAAUUACCCAUGGAAUAGAGUGUGUAUGGGGCUAUUGCUUUCCACCCAUAAAAGGAGAAGUUUGCAUGUAAUAUCACACUGACACGUACAUACAUAGCAUAGGUAAAUAUUGCAACCGUGAAAAUAACAAUAAUAAAGAAAAGUGAUUAGCUUACGAAAGGAUAAGAAAACCUAUCAUAAGGACUUUUGUUUUAUGGCCAUCGGAGUGGCGUGACGUAUCGUAUGCUAGUCAACAUACAUUUUAAAAAGUGAUCUAAAGUGACCGUUAGAGAUUAUGACGAGAGUAUUUACACAAAAUUUACAAGGGGUUGGGAAUGAGAUUAAGAAUUCAAAAUUCUCAGUGGGCUUGUAUAUGUCAGAGGGUUAAAACUUUGGCCGGACUUCAGCCCACGCCAAAACUGAACGCCUUCUCAUUUUAAAAGUGAUUUGCGUUCUGAAGUAUUCUGAAAUAAACUGAGCUUAAUACUGUGUGAUAAAUGAUAUCAGGUAUAUUACGUCUGAAGAGAUUUAAUUCAGUCGCUUCCAAAUCCCAGCAUGUUUAUAUUACACAGUGCAGUUUUCUUAUACAACACUCGCUGGAGAUCGAUACGACAUCUAGAUCUGAAGAACUUUGCCUUAAAAUUACCUUGAUGGUAAAAGUAUUUCAUACCUCUAUAUUUGCCUUCUUUUAGAAAGAGAAGGGCACUAAAUUCAAGUUUGCGAGGACGCGUAUCUGGAUGUAUUACAUCAGUAAAGUCAGUCCUCUCCCACCGCCAUUUAACCUGAUACCAGUAGAAAAAAUUGCCUCCGCAGUCCGUUGGCUUGCUAGAAGAUACAAUUGGGUUAAAAAAGUAAGUAAGUAAGUAAGUAAGUAGCAAAGCCUCACUGCAUCUACAUGAAAUAAUGAUUUCAAUGCUUAAAAAUUAAAAAAGAAUUAAUUUUUUGGUGAAAACUAAAAGCAAAUAUGGACUCGAACCAAGAUCACAAGAUUUUAAAUCUACUAAAUACGGGGUGUUCCAAAAGUUCGUUCCCCUAAUUUCAUGCGCAAUAACUUUUGAUCAAAACUUUUAUUUUUACAUGAAAUUUCUCAAAUAUAAUUAUUACUCUAUCGAGUACUUGUGUUGAGAAGUUCAGUUACUGGCAUUCCCCCUUUGUUUUGUUUUGUUGUUUUUUUUUUAACACGCCCUAUAACCGUUGCGGCAUUAAGUGAGAUAAGCCAUGUAGCGUGUAGAGCCCUAGAUGACUCGUUUUGAGCUUUUUUAUCACCUAGUAUGCGGGAGUCACUUCGACCCCCAAACAAUAUAAUUUUUUAGAUUAGGCAGCUGAAACAAUAUAUUUUGGGCAUUGAUCCAAGAAAAGAUGAUCAUUCCGGCCCCUUUCCACAGUAAGGCUUUUGCUCUUCUUUACAAAUUUGAGACGAGUUGAACGUUGCUUGGCGGACGGCCUUGGCAGGGAGUAAAAUUUUUUUUUGCUAUCUCAGGGGUCUCCAAACUUUGCUUUUCAUGAACCUGCUCCAGACUUAACUUGCUAA